Messenger RNA from Heterobasidion irregulare TC 32-1, 1029 nucleotides. RefSeq lists its product as uncharacterized. Gene Ontology annotation, molecular function: nucleic acid binding. Gene Ontology annotation, biological process: DNA integration. NCBI's taxonomy places the organism in Eukaryota, Fungi, Basidiomycota, Agaricomycetes, Russulales, Bondarzewiaceae. The transcript is spliced from 3 exons. The record is from RefSeq and is a predicted model, not a curated record. Bases 1 to 1029 code for a protein of 342 amino acids.
AUGACUAAGGCCCGACUAUCAACUAUUCGGAUAUCCCAAGAUCGCAAAAAGCGUUGGAAGCUGAAGAACGCCUAUGGCCGGUCUGCAACUGGCACCGAACAUUGGUUUGGCCCCCCUCUCUCUCCAACUCUGAAUAUGCCACCUUCCUAUGAUAUUGCACUGAGCUCUUUAUCGCAGCCGACAAGCUAUGAAGAAAAGACUCCCCCUUCUAGUCGGAUCACAAUUCUCACCGCUGCCCACGACGACGUUGCUCACAAGGGAUUCUACACCACGACCGCCUUGAUCGCCAAAUGCUUCUGGUGGCCGCACAUGAGGCAAGAUAUUUCUUGGUUUGUUCAGACAUGUCACCUUUGCCAGAUUCACCAGACUCGCAACGUCCUCAUUCCCCCAACCGUCACCUCGCCCGCACCACUCUUCAUGAAGAUGUAUAUGGAUACCAUGCACAUGCCAACCGCCGGCAGUUUCAAGUAUCUCGUUCAAGGUCGCUGUUUGAUAUUCGAGGAUAUCCUGUGCCGAUGGGGAACAUUGGUAGAGAUUGUCUCCGACAAUGGACCAGCAUUCGUCAAGGCGCUCGACCAGUUAGUGAAAAAGUACCACAUUCGGCACAUCCGUAUUUCGGGCUACAAUUCCCAUGCCAACGGCAUCGCCGAACGACCUCACUCCGAUGUUUGGCAGGCUCUGUUCAAGGCCGUUGAUAGAGAUCAGGCCAAGUGGAAUCAUACAGCUCAUUUUGUAUUCUGGGCUGAUUGCAUUACUGUUCAGCACCGAAUGGGCUGCUCGCCAUACUUCGCAGCGACCAGAACCCAUCCCCUUCUCCCCCUUGACAUCGCCGAAGCCACCUACCUCCUGCCACCGCCGACCACAACCCUCAGCACCACCGACCUCAUUGCUCGACGUGCCAUUGCUUUGCAGAAACACCGAUCGGACCUUGCCCACCUUCGCAGCUCGGUAGUCGGCGCCCGAGUCCAGGCCACUAUCCGAUUCGAACAGCAGCAUUCAGCCACCCUUCGCAACUUCAAUUUCCACUGA